AUGCAGUGUGUCCUGGGUGCGAUCAUUUUAUACGUGGCGGGUGUAUGGCACUUAAAAACCAGUGCAAAUGUCAUUAUCCUGGAAAAAUCAGAGAUAAUAAAACUUGUGCAAGCUGUUUUAUGCAGACAAGACCAGUGCCAUGGUCUAAAUUGAAUUAUUGCAAUACAUGCCAUAUAUAUUAUUGCUCAACUUGCGAAAAGAGGCUGUAUGAUUGCAGCUGUGGAGUCGGGCCAUUUAGGAUUCAAAAUUGUCCCGUGUGUAGAAAUAUAA
Messenger RNA from Blepharisma stoltei, 270 nucleotides. The record is from the annotation of a GenBank genome assembly. NCBI's taxonomy places the organism in Eukaryota, Ciliophora, Heterotrichea, Heterotrichida, Blepharismidae.